AUGUAUGUGGGAUACCUAUUGGAUAAAGAGAGCAGCAUGUACCACCAAGGACCCGUCAGAAGAUCAGGCAUCAACUUGCCUCCACAAAACUUUGUUUCCACGCCACAGUACCCCGAUUUUAGCGGAUACCAUCACAUGCCAAACAUGGACACGCAUGCACAGUCUACGGGCAGCUGGGGGCCUACAUAUGGGGCCCCGAGGGAGGAUUGGGGCGCCUACAGUCUGGGGCCUCCAAACAGCAUCCCUGCGCCUAUGAACAACUCGUCUCCGGGGCAAGUGUCGUACUGCUCACCCGAGUACAGUCAUAUGCAUCCACCCAGCGCCGCCGUGCUGCAGCCACCGCCAGAAAACGUUACAGCCUCUCAAAUGUCUCCAGACAGAGAAAGGCGCAACUCAUUUCAGUGGAUGAGCAAAACUGCACAAUCGUCCUCAACAGGCAAAACCAGAACGAAGGAGAAAUACAGGGUUGUGUACACGGACCAUCAGAGACUGGAGCUGGAGAAAGAGUUUCAUUUCAACAGAUACAUCACUAUCAGGAGGAAGUCUGAACUCGCGGUCAACCUGGGCCUCUCCGAAAGACAGGUCAAAAUCUGGUUUCAGAACCGCAGGGCCAAAGAGAGGAAACUGAUUAAGAAGAAGAUGGGUCAGUCUGACGGCAGCAGUGGCUCCGUGCACAGUGACCCCGGGUCAGUGAGUCCACUCCCUGUGCCAGGCUCUCUCAGCCCCUCAGACAUCCAUGGGUCUCUGUACCCACCUCAGCCCAUGAACACCUUGCCUUCGAUUAGGAAUAUACAGCAAGUGACUGUGACACAGUGA
Molecule: messenger RNA, 816 nt
Organism: Periophthalmus magnuspinnatus
Lineage: Eukaryota; Metazoa; Chordata; Actinopteri; Gobiiformes; Gobiidae
Gene: cdx4
Product: caudal type homeobox 4
Exons: 3
Coding region: 1-816 (271 amino acids)
Biological process (GO): regulation of transcription by RNA polymerase II; embryo development; anterior/posterior axis specification
Cellular component (GO): nucleus
Molecular function (GO): DNA-binding transcription factor activity, RNA polymerase II-specific; RNA polymerase II transcription regulatory region sequence-specific DNA binding
Source: RefSeq, a predicted model, not a curated record